AUGGAGUCAUCAAGAAUUAGUUUGCGUCCAUUUCGAUUAACAGACGUUGAUGAUAUAUUGUUAUGGGUUGGAGAUGAUCGCGUAACUCGUACCAUCCGAUGGGAUACUUUGACCACAAAAGAAGAAGCCUUGAGUUUCAUCAAGGAAGUGUGUAUACCUCAACCUUGGUAUUUAUCAAUAUGUAUCGACGAUCGAUCCAUUGGAUUCUUAUGGGUAAUCCAUCCGGCCAUGUCGGAUUGUCUUCAUGAGAAGGUAAAUGAAGCUGUAGAUAUAGGUUACGCGAUUGCAGUUGAGUAUUGGGGGAAAGGAAUUGCUACAAAGGCACUCAAAAUGGCAAUCCCUCAAGUGUUUAAUGACUUCCCUCAAAUAGUAAAGAUUAUAGCGUAUGCUGUUUUGGAGAAUAAGGCUUCUCAUAGGGUUUUGGAGAAGGCUGGGUUUCACUACGAACGUUCACUAACUUUGUAUGGCGACUUCAAGGAAUAUGGAAAUAAGGUUGUUUUAGUAGUAUACAACUUACUAUCCACAAAUAUAUAA
This is a messenger RNA of Solanum verrucosum, 534 nucleotides long. RefSeq lists its product as uncharacterized. NCBI's taxonomy places the organism in Eukaryota, Viridiplantae, Streptophyta, Magnoliopsida, Solanales, Solanaceae. Gene Ontology annotation, molecular function: acyltransferase activity, transferring groups other than amino-acyl groups. Bases 1 to 534 code for a protein of 177 amino acids. The record is from RefSeq and is a predicted model, not a curated record. The transcript has a single exon.